CGCCAAAACCAAAACAAAAGCAAAAAACAAAUAGAAAUACAGCCAAAAAAUAAAAUAUAAGAAAAAAAUUAAAUAAAUGGCUACCGAAGUGGAGCCCGCAAAUACGGCGGACAAGUUUUCGGCCAAUGCCGAGGAGCUGGAGAGCUAUUAUCUGAUGCUGGAAAACGGCAGCAUUCCGGAAUUGCAGUGGCAGUUUCCCGGACGGAGACCGCCAUCUCCGGACGUUGGCGGCGGCGUCGGAUCUGGCGCCACCAACAAGGAACUGGAGCAGACUGUUGGCGAACCUAUAGAACAGGAGCCCCAAAAGGCUCAGAACGACUUUGAUUUCAGCGACGAUGUGGCGCCCACACAGAUGCGAGUCAGAAGCCAGACAUCUACGCCCAAGUCGGCCAAGAAGAAGACGGCCAACUUUGCUGGCGUUAUGGAAACGCUGAAGAAGAAGAAUGCCGAGAGCUCCUAGCAUAUGCUGAAGUUCUGAUGUAAUCCUAGCAAGGGUACAUGGGAGUAUAUACGAUUCUAGGCGAAGUUUCACCUUAAAUAGGAAGGGGAAUUUUCAAAUUUUUAAAGAAAUAUUUAAAGAAAGAUUUAAAUAUUAUUCUAUAAAAUCAAAGGUCCGAUUUUUGAGGGCUUUUUGAUGAAGAUUAUGUUUUAAAGUUUUAAAGUAGAUGUUAGUUGUCAAGUUAGGACUAUUAACAAAUUCUAUAAUCAUUACAUUUACAAUUUUAAAUUUUAAACAAAAUAAUAGCUAAGUUGUGCAAUUUAUAAUUCUUUUAUAAGAUUUUGAUUGAAAUUAUAAAACCAAAAAUUUAA
Molecule: messenger RNA, 810 nt
Organism: Drosophila bipectinata
Lineage: Eukaryota; Metazoa; Arthropoda; Insecta; Diptera; Drosophilidae
Gene: Pa1
Product: PTIP associated 1
Biological process (GO): positive regulation of intracellular estrogen receptor signaling pathway; positive regulation of cell cycle G1/S phase transition
Cellular component (GO): MLL3/4 complex
Molecular function (GO): nuclear estrogen receptor binding
Source: RefSeq, a predicted model, not a curated record